Molecule: messenger RNA, 990 nt
Organism: Symbiodinium pilosum
Lineage: Eukaryota; Dinophyceae; Suessiales; Symbiodiniaceae
Source: the annotation of a GenBank genome assembly
AGCAUCUCUGCAACGCUCCUCCUCCCCCGUCGCGCUUGGGCCAACAUGGGCAACUGCAACAGCAGCAACAUCAAUGCCGAGAGUGCUGAGCUCCAGGUGGAAGGUUCCCAGAGGCACCCCAGCCUUUUGUCCCUGCCAUUGCGCACGAACGUGAAGUUCGGAUGGAAACCCGACAUGCCAGACCAUCGCGACCACCACGUGACAUUCGACAAGGUGAGCGCGCCGAGCCAGAUCAAGAGGAAAGCAGAGGGGCAGAAGGAGAUCAUUGACCUGCGCCCAGAGAACGGUGGUUUCCCCAUUUUCGACCAGGGACACUUGGGCAGCUGCACAGCAAACGCUUUGGCAGCCGCUUUCCACUUCACCCUGCACAAGAUGACGGUGGAGAACCACAAGGACUUUGCAGACUUCACACCUAGCCGCCUCUUCAUCUACUACAACGAGCGCCUAGUGGAGGGCAGCGUGAACCAGGAUGCUGGGGCAAUGCUCCGGGACGGCAUCAAAGUGAUGUCCAAAGUGGGCGUGUGCCCGGAGAGCGUGUGGAAAUAUGAUGACCAGCACGAUUUCUUCAAAAAACAGCCGGAUUCGAAGUCUUAUGAGCUGGCACAGAAGUGCAAAGUCGUGGGUUAUGCCCGCGUUGCACAGGACCUAAGCCAGUUCAAGAUGUGCAUCAAGAAUGGUUACCCCUUUGUGUUCGGAUUUGCCGUUCUGUCAAGCUUCCAGACAGCGGAGGUUGCCAGGACCGGUAAGAUGGUGAUGCCCCAGCCUACUGACCAGCAGCUGGGCGGCCAUGCCGUAUGUGCCGUAGGGUACGAUGACUUCAAGCAGUGCUUCAUCAUUCGAAAUUCAUGGGGCGAAGGGUGGGGUGACAAGGGCUACUUCUACAUGCCCUACGAGUACAUUUGCCACCCCGCUCUUGCCCAUGACUUCUGGGCCAUCAACUGGGUUGAGGGCUUCAAGAACGCAGGCCCCAAGAAUCCCAUCAAGAAGUGA